AAUUAAUCUUUCUUCUUCGAUCUUCUUAUCUUGUUCUAACAGCAAUCUUCAACCGUCACAAGAAUGCUCGUCGAUUCAAGGAUUAUUACGGCCACUGGUUCAACACUCUCAAGAACAACCUCCUCCCUCUCCCUCCGCCGCUCGCUGUCGCAUCCUGAUUCCCCCACCGUCCUCUCUACUCACGUCGACCUCCUCCACCAGCAUUUCCAAUCUCUCUACCACGCCCUAGAUCUCGCCGCCUCCAGUGAAGACGACAUCGCCGUCCUCCUCUUCCCCGACUGGCGCUCCUCCCUCGAGAAGCCCCUCAUCUGGCUUGGCGACCUCCACCCCUACCUCUUCACCAACCUCGUCCGCUGCUUCCUCCAAGAAGACGACGACCUCACCGUCGCCGAAGCAGACGACGGCUACUUCAUCCGCAAAAACAACAUAACGGUACCGGACCAGUUUCAGGAGCGUCCGUGGCAGGUGGCCAUGUCGUGGAGGAACCCGUCGGAGGAGUUGGUGGCUAGAAUGGAUGAGAUUGAACAAGGGCUGAGAGUGAUGGUGCCGAUGCUGACGAUGCGGAUGCGGAAUGCGGAGGCGGAGUUCGUGGACAGGGUGGUUGAAGGGUGGUACCCAAGCAGGGGCCGGAAGGGAGCGGCGGCGAAAGUGGCGGUGGGGUCGAUUCUAUCUGAGCACAUGGAGGAGCUGGUGAGCAUAUUUCUGGAUGCGAAUAGGCUGAGGAGAAGCGUGAUCGGAGAAAUCGUGGGGAAGACGAGCGUUUAUCAGGCAGCUCUGUUUCUGGAAGCAUUGGCUCAGUUCUUGAUUGGGUUCAGAGAUCAGGAACUGGUCAGUGCCAUGGAAUGUUCCAAAUCUUCAACAACUCAAACCACCACAGAUGCUCGUCCCAGGCAUCACUGAGUCACAAGUAGUACCGUUUUUCCCCUCAGAUUUUGAGUCUUUCCCAGCAGAGCAAUUCUGGAAUUUGAAAAUUUAAGGGAGGUGAUCAGUUUAUGUAUUGACUAGAAAGGGAGAUUCAAGAAGAGGAAAGUGCACAUACGAUGCUGCCUGGUUAGAAAAUGUAAAUGACAGUGUAAUUAGUAGUGAUUGAUAAAUUUUUGCCCUUGGGAUUCAUGUGAAGCAGACAAUUAUGUGCAAUUGGUAUAUGGAUAUGCCAUUUUAUUGG
This is a messenger RNA of Neltuma alba, 1165 nucleotides long. Its product is annotated as protein INAPERTURATE POLLEN1. The transcript is spliced from 2 exons. Gene Ontology annotation, biological process: DNA-templated transcription. Gene Ontology annotation, molecular function: sequence-specific DNA binding. The record is from RefSeq and is a predicted model, not a curated record. Lineage: Eukaryota; Viridiplantae; Streptophyta; Magnoliopsida; Fabales; Fabaceae. The coding region runs from base 64 to 900 and encodes 278 amino acids.